Molecule: messenger RNA, 1332 nt
Organism: Chaetomium strumarium
Lineage: Eukaryota; Fungi; Ascomycota; Sordariomycetes; Sordariales; Chaetomiaceae
Exons: 1
Coding region: 1-1332 (443 amino acids)
Source: RefSeq, a predicted model, not a curated record
AUGGGCGCUUCAGUAUCUACCCUGGUCGGCUGGACCGUGGUCAUAGGAUGUAUCUACAUUGUUGCUUUUGGACUCCCUGGGAAGAAGAAAGCGCGUGACGCUGGAAGAGGUGCCGCACAACGGCAGCGCGUGGAAGAUAAGCCGCACAGCCAGACUCGCAAAGAGCCUAAAGAGAAGGCUAAGCGACAGCGGUCUGAGGCAUACAGCAAAGACGCUGACGAGGCAAGCAAGCCGUCGCAGCUCAAGCAACGGGCAGCCAAGCCAUCGGGCCCGAGCCAGCCCGCCGAUUACAGUUCGGACGAUGACGUCGACAACCGAGAGUUCGCCCGCCAGUUGGCCAGUGUUAAGCAGGGCACCAGCCUCAAUGCGCCCAAGAAGAGUGAUGAAAAGCGGCACAAGUCUGUGAAGCAGUCGCGAGCCCAGAUCAUUGAUGAUGAAAAGGCCGAGCCGAGCAAGAUGUCGGCCCCGUCCUCGACUGCGGGCGUCGAUGCCGAUGACGACGAGUCCUCGACCCCAUCUCCCGAGAUCAAGGCUGUCGACGCCGGGGAUGUCAGCGACAUGCUGGAGCCCAAGGCUGCCGGCCCUUCGGUUCUCCGUCUCACCGAAACCGACAAGGCCAAGCCGAAGAAGGAAAAGAAGGCAAAGGCGCCCGAGAAGGCCGAGACCAAGAAACAGCGCCAGAACCGCCAAAAGGCUGAGGCUGCCAAGGCCCUCCGCGAGGAAAACGAGAAGCAGAGGAGGGCGGAUCUGGAAGCCCAGAGGAGACAGGCACGCAUCGCCGAGGGGCGGCCGGCCAAGGACGGCUCCGCCUUCGUGGCUGCCCAAAACCAGCAGUCUGCUUGGAACCGCAAUGGCACCGAUGGCAGCGUUAGCAGCAGUGCUACGAACGGCGGCUUCCUUCCCGUGCAACCUCUGGAUACAUUUGACACCAGUAGCUACACUGAUGCGUCUGUCUCCAAAAGCGAGAGCGCCACCACGCCUGCCCAGACCAACCCUGCCGAUAGCUGGAUCGCCAGUCUGCCUUCCGAGGAAGAACAGAUGGAGAUGCUUCGGGGUGAAGAGGCUUGGAACACGGUGACGUCGAAGAAGCCGAACAAGAAGAAGCAUAGGGAGGCCAUGGCCGACAGCCCCGUCGAUUCGGAGCCCACUGUUAUUCAAGCGGCUCCCAGCCAACCCAAGCCACGGGCGAUGAGCAACGGCACUGGCGCCGUCGCUGCACCUGCCACCAGCAAGACGGCCGGCAAAACGACCAAGCCCUUCUCGCAGCAGUCGUCCUUCGCAGCUCUGAGUCCGAGUGAGGACGAGACCGGUGAGAACGAGUGGGAGGUUUAA